AUGUCUGCUUUUCAAAGUAUAAAAACCCGUGAACUACGCUACUUAGAACAAAUUCAACAUGAAAAUCUAUUGCUUUAUUUGUGUGUUCUGUUCGUCAUAAUUCACACUGGAGAUUUUAAUGUCCUUGACUCUGAUGUUCAGUUAGCUAAUGGGAGACCAACAUACUCAAGUGAUGAAAAUGUGCUAAACACAAGUAAAAAGAAGUCAAAUGGAAAAUCAGGGGGUCGAAAGAAGACGGCAAAGAAGGAACAGACUGAAGUAUUAAAAAAUCCAGAAACAACAGAACUACCAGUGGUGACUUAUGGGUGGAUGAAUAUCGCUGACGACCAUGGAAAGUACGCUUUCCUUCUGAGGAGGUUAUCCAGCGUUGAGUGGAGUGAACUGAGGAACAUCGUUUCUGAAUAUAUCCGAAUGAAUAAAACUUAUGCUCCAACAAAUGAUCCGAAUGCAAGAGAAAAAGUCGCCAAAGCAGAAAUCUUGGAUAAAAUGAUGAAGGAGUACGAAUUCUUCCUGAGGAAUUCAUCAGUGGUUCGAAAGCAAGAGCAACUCAAGCCUACAUUGACAGCACAAAAAGAAAAUCCAGAAACAACAGAACUACCAGUGGUGACUUAUGGGUGGAUGAAUAUCGCUGACGACCAUGAAAAGUACGCUUUCCUUCUGAGGAGGUUAUCCAGCGUUGAGUGGAGUGAACUGAGGAACAUCGUUUCUGAAUAUAUCCGAAUGAAUAAAACUUAUGCUCCAACAAAUGAUCCGAAUGCAAGAGAAAAAGUCGCCAAAGCAGAAAUCUUGGAUAAAAUGAUGAGGGAGUAUGAAUUCUUCCUGAGGAAUUCAUCAGUGGUUCCAAAACAAGAGCAACUCAAGCCUAAAUUGACAGCUGAGGAAGAAGAGCUUCGACGAGAGUACGCCAUAUUUUUGCAUCAGCAACAAAAACUUCGAAAGCAAGAGCAACUCAAGUCUACAUCGACUGCUGAGGAAGAAGAGCUUCGACGAGGUCAUGUUGAUGACAGAUUUUAUCGAGGAAAAUUGAACGCAGUAAUGUCUCUUGAAAAUCGUGUUGCUGAAGCUACAGGAAGAAAGUCGAAUGCAUUAGGAAGAUUGUUUGGGAAUUCCCGGGUCAUCCAGAAAUCGAAAACUUCUACCGAAAAACGUAAAGAAAAAGUGGUUAGAAAAACUUCGAAUCAUGGAGUUAUUGGCGGAGAACAAUUUAUCAUACUGUGA
Messenger RNA from Trichobilharzia regenti, 1218 nucleotides. The record is from the annotation of a GenBank genome assembly. NCBI's taxonomy places the organism in Eukaryota, Metazoa, Platyhelminthes, Trematoda, Strigeidida, Schistosomatidae.